AAAUUAAAAGAGAAAAAUACUAAAGAGAUUGUCAACUUUCCUCUCUGUAACUCUCUCUUUCGUCUUAACUAGCCAAAAAGUCCAGAUCUUUCUCCACUCUCUCUCCCUCCCUCCCUCCCCCUCUCAGCCGAAGUCAGAAUUCCGUACUCUUCAAUCUCUCUGUCUCUCACUCUGCAACAUGAUCCAUCAAUUUUUUGUAGUUUCUUUUUUCUUGGAGUAAUACAAUCUCACUGUUCUAUUUACGUUGGCUUGUUUUGAUCCCUUUCUUUUGUGGUUUCUCUCUCAAAGUUCCAAUCUUCACUGCCCAGAUCUUGAAUUCUCUCAAUCCAUGCAAUAUCAAGGCCAAAAUCUUUAAAGGGUCGGUUUAUUUUUUGAUUAAAAAAAGUGGGUUUUGUUUUGUUUCUCAAUAGGAAAUGAGGGAUGUUGUCGUGGCUAAAAAGGAUAGCAAUGGCUUGUUGGAGACCGGUGAGGCGAUAUGCACGUAUGAGCAAGGAUGAAAUUUUAAAUGAUGAUGAUGAUUCUGCUACUCCUGACUCUCUUUUAUGGUCUAGAGACCUUGAGAAACACUCUUUUGGAGAGUUCUCUUUUGCUGUGGUUCAAGCCAACGAGGUUAUUGAAGAUCAUAGUCAAGUAGAGACUGGUCGUGAUGCUACUUUUAUUGGUGUUUAUGAUGGGCAUGGUGGACCUGAUGCUUCUCGGUUCAUAUCUGACCAUUUGUUCUUAAAUCUCAUGAGGCACGCUAGAGAAAGAGGAACCAUCUCUGAAGAUAUCCUUAGAAGUGCCUUCUCUGCAACUGAGGAUGGGUUUCUUGCUCUUGUCCGUAGGUCAUGUGGAAUAAAACCAUUGAUUGCAGCAGUUGGAUCUUGUUGUUUGGUUGGAGUUAUCUGGAGGGGGAUGCUAUAUGUUGCUAAUCUCGGUGAUUCUCGAGCUGUAAUUGGUUCUCUAGGUAGGUCAAGUAAGGUAGUUGCUGAGCAGUUGACCAGGGAUCAUAAUGCUAGUAUGGAAGAGGUUAGACAAGAACUCAAGUCCUUGCAUCCAGAUGAUUCACAUAUUGUUGUUAUGAAGCGUGGAGUAUGGCGUAUCAAAGGCAUCAUUCAGGUUUCUAGAUCUAUAGGUGAUGCAUACUUGAAGCGGCCCGAGUUUUCUCUUGAUCCUUCUUUUCCACGAUUUCACCUCCCUGAACCCAUUCGCCGGCCCGUGCUAACAUCAGAACCAUCCAUGUAUACAAGGGUUUUAGGACCCAAUGAUAAAUUUGUCAUAUUUGCAUCUGAUGGGCUGUGGGAACAACUAACAAACCAGGAGGCAGUUGAGAUUGUGUGCAAUAAUCCACGAGCUGGAAUUGCUAGGAAACUAGUCAAAACAGCUCUAAAUGUGGCAGCUAGGAAGAGGGAGAUGAGGUAUGAUGAUCUUAAGAAGGUCGAUAGGGGGAUCAGGCGUUUUUUUCAUGAUGAUACGACAGUAGUUGUGAUCUUUAUAGACCAUGAGUUGCUAGGGAAUAGUACAUCAGCACCAGAGAUGUCAGUACGAGGGUUUAACGACACUGUUGGACCAUCAAAUUUUAACAUUCUUCAAGGAAUUGAUGCGAAUGCCCGGUCCACUAUAUAAGCGAGCAUCAUUUGAAUUGUGCAGUCUAGUCAAAGAAGAGUAAACUUGGCAAGUUUCUGUUGUCGUUCCUUUUCUUUUUCCUUUUCUUUUUUGCCACAUUUUACUAUAUUAGUUUUGUUCCCUCCCCUUUUUCUUUUCCAAGUUUUUGUGGGCCGUUGAGCCUUAUUUCUGAUACUAUGCUCCAUGUUGAGAAUUCUUAUGAGGGGAAGCUACAGAUUUUUGGAUUUAACAUGUGGACUCUGUAUACACCUGAAGUUUGUACUAUUCAUACGCAAUGUUUAUUAAAAAAGAGUGCUCGUCUGGUUUAUUUC
This is a messenger RNA of Populus trichocarpa (black cottonwood), 1916 nucleotides long. RefSeq names its product probable protein phosphatase 2C 68. NCBI's taxonomy places the organism in Eukaryota, Viridiplantae, Streptophyta, Magnoliopsida, Malpighiales, Salicaceae. The coding region runs from base 421 to 1605 and encodes 394 amino acids. Gene Ontology annotation, molecular function: cation binding; protein serine/threonine phosphatase activity. The transcript is spliced from 4 exons. The record is from RefSeq and is a predicted model, not a curated record. Gene Ontology annotation, biological process: protein dephosphorylation.